CAGCGAUGGUCUACACACCUACAAUGAGGUUUAAUCUUUAAACUCCCGAUUCUAUUUUACUGAGCAAUAUAACCGCCUCCUGCGAUCCGCGGUACGAUUACUACUACGGCAAUUUUGAUAUAUUGUGGGUAGCACAUGACCAGAUAGCAGCCUGUUUCUAACGGGAGGAUUCUAGGUUCAACUGCGACGGAAGAUCAAGUAGUGCCGAAUACAUCUGGAGGGUUAAGAUGUGACGUAAAAGGAUUUGCAUCGAAAACUGGUUAUUUUACCGUGACAGCACCCAUCGAGCACACACGUGUCAUUUAAAGGCCCACUCGAGAGAUUGCUGGGAGGUUUAAGUGAUAUCCCCUGCCUCGACAACAUGCUAUAUCCAUGACCUUUUCGUGAGGGAGAAUACUCCGUGCUGGUUUUUUCGUGUUUUAAGGGAUAUAUACAUCACACCUGUUUAGAGUUUUGACGACGAUAUUGGAACUAAGGACGAGAUCUCGUGUUAACCUUUUUAUUUUGAAUAUGAAGUUUUACCGUGUGAUAUGGUGAAAGUUGUACGUAAACAGGCAGAUGGGACCCAUGUGACAGAACUGCAAACUUAUGUAAUAGUUUUGAUAUUCUGAAAAUCGGAUUGCAAAGAGAGUAUGAGGUAUGAGCUUUGCUAGCUACUGCAUGUUUUUGCAAUAAUUUCAGCUGUUUGUGGCUACAGGUACUUCAAUUUGUAAAAAAAUUUUUUUAAUUGAUUGAGUAGAUUUGAGUACAUUAACAUGCCAGAAAGAGACUUCUUGACAAGAUCAUGGACCGUUUUGUCCACACGGAGAAAGCCAAGAAAGAUACGGAUUCCAGAAGUCAACACCUACUCCACACAGAUUCGGGAAUGCAACAGUCUACACUCCCGACUAGGGCUACCAUUGAGAGCAGACGUGGAAACAAGGUCAUCACACUUUCCGGAUAUCUCCACGUUUCCUAGUUUGACGUCAUCUCCCCAUUACUCUAGGUCAGCCCCGCCAAUAGCUGUCCGUGGGUUUGCAGGGAGUCCCGGUGGUCAUCCUGCGCAGCUUGCGUGGCAACAUGAUACAUCGAGCCCAGAGGUGAAAAUGGACACUGGUCAUGUUACUCUUCACAGUCAAUCGUCGGUUUUCACUUCAAACACAGACGCACACUUCGACGAAGAUCAGGAACAGAAGCGGAAACGCCAGAUGACCCCGACACAACUAACAGAACAUUUACGUCUCCAUGGUUACGGUGAGCCCCGGGUGUUGACAACGACCAGUUUAAGUCAUCAAAAGUUUAAUGGCAAGUCGAGAAGUCUUCCAAAAAAUCCAUCAAAACGAGAAAUAAUCAAAGGAAGAGCAAGACUUGAUUAUGAAAUGGCAAAUAUGAGAGCUCUUGCUUUCUGCGAACAACAAACUUCAAAAGUGUUUCGAAGCGCAUCAGCGAAUAUGCGCAACAGGGACGUCCAAUUUGUUGAGGAUGAAAUGCGAGAAAAGAUGCACAAAGAAGACGUGGAUACACAUGAUCAGACAGAAGGUGUAGUCGUAAUGGCGAUUGACAGGGAGGAGCUCUUUAAACGGGUUAACACUUGGAUAGAAGAAGUGGAAUGUGCCUUGAACGACGUCACGUGAUAAUCGAGUAAAUUUGAACAGGGGAGUGAACCUAUUAUUGAUGCUGGAAGUGCAGAUAAUCCGUGACAGGUUGUUCGUAAAACCCUAUUUUAGAAUGUAAUUUUCCAUGUUAACGUCUACUAUGAACUGUGUUUGUGGCAUAGUGUUCGCUAAAUCCAAUACUGAGAACAAUAUCCUGUCAACGGAAUUCAGUUGAACGCUUUUCUUAGAUCUUAAUAUAUUGUCUUGUAAACAAAUUAACAUAAAAGCUGAUACAAGCAAAAAUCUACUUUAUUGUUGCUUGAACUUUUUCUGUUGAUGGUAAGGCACAAUGUAGAAGGACUCAUAAUUCCUCCAUUUAACCAAAAUAUUUUAGGAAUCUCUUAACUUCUAGAAAUACUCUCGCAACAAUUUUUUAAAUGAUGUUUUUCAAGUGCUGUCGUGUUGGUACCAUAGCAAACUAGAAAUUAGUAGCGACGCCUGGUCCAAAUAUAUUUAGGUUUGGUUUGGUUUGCUAUUGCCUUAUGUCCUAUUAACAACUACGGUUAUUAAAGGACGUGUCAGGUGUUUGUGGUAGAGGAAAACCGGAAUGAUCAUAGAUGGUCAGACACAUUAACCAACCCUCCC
Messenger RNA from Mizuhopecten yessoensis (Yesso scallop), 2219 nucleotides. RefSeq lists its product as uncharacterized. NCBI's taxonomy places the organism in Eukaryota, Metazoa, Mollusca, Bivalvia, Pectinida, Pectinidae. The record is from RefSeq and is a predicted model, not a curated record. The coding region runs from base 756 to 1613 and encodes 285 amino acids. The transcript has 3 exons.